CACUAGACACAACAAAAACAACAGCUGAAGUUUUCACUCCGUCCCCUGGGAUGCUCGGUGAUGUGCUGGGUGCAGGAGGAGGGGUGUGGGAGCAGAUUCAGGCUCAUCUUACCCUACGGAGCACACACUCUCGCCCCACCUGCAGCACAGACACACGCGCGCAGGCAGAGACAGGCCGGCGCCUCGGCAGGCUCGCGCUGAGAUGAUGUGAGGGGUCUUCUCGGAGCUCGGACUAAACGAUGAUCAUCGCAUGGAGCGCGCUGUGGCUGUUUUGUUGGCUUAAAGCAGCGGAGGCCGGGUGCUCCCCGACCAGCUACUACAGGAACUGCUGGAUCCGCCGCUUCCCCGGACUCUACAUCUCUGUGGAGGAGUCUGAGCGCCGAGGAGCCGCUCUGCUGCAGCUCUACCAGGAGGAGAGCGCGCUCAAAUGCAGCCGCGCCUGCUGCCUCUCCACCAACUUCUCCUGUAACCUGGCUGUCUUUCAUUACAACACCACUCAGGACAGUGCCAACUGCUUUCACCUUCACUGCCCAACACUGGAAAGCUGCAUACUCCGCCACAGAGGCAAUGUCAUCCUCUACAAUGUUACUAAAGGGGUGGAUCCUGACCUACUUGUAUUUGGGAACCAUUUUAAUCCCGAAUUCCAAAUACUUCCAAACCAAGCCAGACUCAACAACUCGGAACCUUUUUCUUCUGACAAGCGUCAGUUCAACCGACCACACAUGGCACCUAGUAGCUCUACCCAGCCUCCCACACCUGCCACUACCACAUCUACACCGUCCACUUCACUUACAACUGAUGUGCCUGAAUCUACUUCUCCUCUCUUGCUUCAGUCUACACAGGACACGCCUCUGGCCUCUUCUGUACAGGGAUCCACCCUAAAGACCCCAAUUCAACUCCGUUCUACUCAUGUACCCACCACCUCCAUUUCUACCAGACGGACAACUACAACACCACAGAGUUUCAUUCAACAGUUCUCAUCAAGACCGCUCCAGCCUACUUUCACAGCCACUACAACUACAGAGUCAUCAUUCUCCAGUCAGCCCACUUCAGACUUAACAUACCAAUCUACUGCCCAACCUACUGUUCCAGCAGUUACACUGACACCCACAACAGCACCUUUAACCAGUGAAACGAGACUGAAACCCACAAUGUCUUUGUUGACUAAUCAAAGAACGUGGGCAUCCACAACAACAUCUGUAACCACACAGGCAUCUACAACAGCCUUAACAACCAAUGAAGGCACGUCGGGAGCAGCAUCUACAACCAGUGAAACCAAACAGGCAUCCACAAUAGCAAUGACAAUCACUGAAGCCACCCAGGCAUCCACAACAGAAUCUCCCACCACUGAAGCCACAUCGACAUCCACAAUGGAGUCUACCACCACUGAAGCCACAAAGGCAUUCACAACUGCAUCUCCACCCAAUAAAGCCACACUGGUGUCCACAACAGAGUCUACCACCAAUGAAGCCACACAGACAUCCACAACAGCAUAUGACACCAGUGAAGCCUCACAGGCAUCCACAAUAGAGUCUACAACCAAUGAAGCCACACUGUUGUCCACAACAGAGUAUACCACCAAUGAAGCCACACGGACAUCCACAACAGCAUCCCCCACCAUUGAAGCCUCUCAGUCAAUCACACCACCAUCUACCACCAGACCUAAUGCACCCAUUAGUACUCAACAGAGUACUACAGAAGAGACCUCAGCCCACAGUACCCUUGUUAGAAUCUUACAAAGCUCUACAAAACCAACCACAGCACCAACUCUUCUUACAACAGUCAAAACUACAACUCAGGACCAUGUAACUACAACUACACAACCACCAAUAGUAAUGACUACAAGCCAGACAACCAAAACUCAGCCCUACUCUCAACUGAUAAACCCACUUUCUCCAAAAUCGCCACUUACAGAGGAAAGCAGUACUCAGUCUCCAACAGCAAAUGGCCCAUCACCAGUCUACACCACAAACAAUGCGGCUACCGCUGAAGAUUCCACAAGAUCAACCAGACUGCACUCACAGGCAGCAGUUUCAGUGACAAGCAACGGUUCGGUCUCCACCUCCCCAACUCCCCCUACCAGCAUGGAGGACAGCCAGCCAUACCCAAACGACACGAAAGGCUACAUCAGCCGGAACAUUACAACAGGUGACAGCCCGAGGCCUGGAGCCGACGACGGCUUGACGCCAGUGUGGCACCUGGCAGCCAACACUGUCUUGGUAGCCUUGGCCACUUGUGCAACCAUAGCGUUCGGUUGUUGUUGUUCAGUGCUCAUGGCUGUAAGUUGGAGAGGUAGGAGAAGGAGAAAGGGGAGAUACCGGACUACUUUAAACGGGAAGAGAGGCUCGAUGCGACUCAUCAAAUACGUCAUUGUGAGGGAGAGCUUGUGAGACAGGUUCUCGAAUUGCAAAGUGUUCUAUAGAAGCUGCUAAUAAAUGUCAAUUUUAUCACUACGCCAUCACAGAUACUUAAAAGUAGGAUGAAGACUUUUGAAGAUUCCAUUAACUUUGCAUUUGCCGCAUUUUCCAAUUCUCCAAUCCUCCAUUUGUUAAACUGAGAACCUAGCUGUGUGAACCCAAGCGCACUAUUCCAAAGCUCUAUAUAAAAACUGUUAUGGACAAUAUUGUGUAAAGCAGCCUAACAGUGACCAGACUCAGAGGAUAAAACUUUAUUUCCCUCUUAUUGGCAUUGCCAGUAUACUGUAAUGUUUAAAAAUCAAGUCACAUCAUACACUUCUAUUCAACCAACUUACAAACCUACAGAAGUUCAGUAUUGAAGAAUAUGUCAUUAACCAUAGGUCCAUACUGAUGAAUGUUAACACUACUGACUACGCCAUUGUAGAACAUGUGACCUCUGGACCAUGAUGAAUGUAAUGAAUUUCACUUAUGAGUAAGAGUAAAGUAUUCUUUUUAGAAUACCCUCAACAUGUAAUGCAAUUUAAAAUCUAAUAUAUUCAUUAAACCCUGUGUUUCCCAA
Messenger RNA from Astyanax mexicanus (Mexican tetra), 2976 nucleotides. Its product is annotated as mucin-5AC. The coding region runs from base 240 to 2390 and encodes 716 amino acids. The record is from RefSeq and is a predicted model, not a curated record. The transcript is spliced from 3 exons. Lineage: Eukaryota; Metazoa; Chordata; Actinopteri; Characiformes; Acestrorhamphidae.